Molecule: messenger RNA, 2085 nt
Organism: Exophiala spinifera
Lineage: Eukaryota; Fungi; Ascomycota; Eurotiomycetes; Chaetothyriales; Herpotrichiellaceae
Exons: 4
Coding region: 1-2085 (694 amino acids)
Cellular component (GO): intracellular anatomical structure
Molecular function (GO): ATP binding; RNA binding
Source: RefSeq, a predicted model, not a curated record
AUGGAUUCGAUCGCACGCAAUCAGCUUACCGCGGCCGACAUUCGGCGUCUGGAGGAUGGGCCCCAGAAUCCUCUUACAGACAAGCCCUGGCCUUCAAACCACCAGGAAAUUCUCAAUACGCGCCGCAGGUUGCCAGUCUAUGGCAAAUACGAAGAAAUCCUGGGCGUCUACCAUCAAUCCCAGGUGAUGAUCCUGUCGAGCGACACGGGAUCCGGCAAGUCCACGCAGGUCCCGCAGUUGCUCGUUUAUGACGAGUGGGCCAGCGGUCUCCAAGUCGCCUGUACACAGCCACGUCGCCUAGCUGCCAGAGAGCUAGCCGAUCGUGUUGCUGAUGAGAUGGGCGUGAUCUAUGGCGAAGAAGUGGGCUCGCAUGUGCGCUUCGAGCCUAAGACUGGAAAGAAGACGCGGUUGGUCUACAUGACCGAAGGAAUUCUCCUUCGCAAGGCAAUUGGCACCGACAAAAAUCUAAAGGAUUUUGCGUGUGUGAUAAUCGAUGAGGCGCAUGAGCGGACGGCCAAUACCGACUUGCUCCUUGCCUUGCUCAAGGGUAUCGUGGCCCGUCGUCAAGACUUCCGGGUCAUUAUCAUGUCAGCCACAAUCGACGCCGACGAAUUCAAGCGGUACUUUAACGACUGCCCUCUCCUCCAUGUCCCUGGCCGAAGCUACGACGUCGAGCAACAUUAUCUGGAGCUUGGGAAUGAGCAACCAGACUGCAUAGUCUCGUGCGCGCGGUCGGCCGCGCAGAUACAUCACGAAGACGGUCCAGGUGACAUUCUCAUCUUCAUGCCCGGCGAGGACGAAAUCGCAGGCGUAUGUGAAAUUCUUCGCCUGAACACCACCAACCUCACUGUGUUCCCUCUUCACUCUAGCCUCCCCCAAGCAAUGCAGAAGCAAGCGCUGGAGGAAUGUCAAACUCGGAAGUGUAUAGUCGCCACCAACAUCGCCGAGACAAGCCUAACAAUUGACGGCAUUGUCUAUGUUAUCGACUCUGGCCUCUCUAGACAGGAAGUGUAUAAUCCGCGUCUGCAAAUGCAUAUGCUUCAAGUUCGGACUAUCUCACAAGCAUCUGCACGGCAGCGGGCCGGCCGCGCCGGCCGAACGCAGAAAGGCGUCUGCUUCAGAGUUUACACCCAGGCCGCGUUCGAUAACUUUAUACCGUCCACACGACCCGGGAUUCUUUGCCAACAACUGGAAUCGACUAUCCUGACUCUCGCAGCUGCUGGUCACAGCAAGGUCAUGGACUUUGACUGGAUCUCCCCGCCUCAUCCCGAGUCGGUCUCUCGUGCUGCCUAUAACCUCCACAAAUGGGAAUUUUUAAGUGUUGAUGGUGCUCUCACUCCUUCUGGUAUCCACGCUGCGAAGUGUCCACUGGACCCAAUGUGGUACCGCGCCCUCGUAGUUGCUACUGCUCAUGGCUGCACCAUGGAUAUCUUGGAUCUUGCGUCCAUCUCCUCUGUACAGGGCUCAAUUUUCACACGUCCGAAGAAGUUCCAGCAGGUCGCAGACAUAAGGAAAAACAAAUGGGCCCAUCCAUCCUCCGACCAUCUAGCUUUACUGAAUGCUUUCCAUGCUUUUGAGAAUGCAUGGGAAGAGAGAAACAACCCUGGAGUGGACCUUGACAAAUGGUGUUUCGACAAUUUCCUGAAUCGCCGUGUCCUCGAAGAAGUUGCGCAGAUUCGUAAGGACCUCAUCGGAUUUCUUCGGCUAGUCAAAAUGAAGCCAACACGAGCAAGCAUAACGAACUCAGUCAGUAUCCGCAAGACACUAGCCAUUGCAUUUUGCACGCAUCUCGCCAUCCUAUUCAAAAACGACGAAUAUCGGACCGUCCCUGGCAACUCCCCCGGACUUCUUGAGCCUACCAGCGGUCUCAACGGCAGAGGAUCGCAGUGGAUCGUCUUCAGCACGUACCGUCUUUCUGGCGUCAAACCGUAUUUUCAACCUGCAACCGCAAUUGAUCCAGAAUGGCUCGUGGAACAGCACAUAUUCAAAACUGAGGACCUUCCUAAGAAAGGGGAUGGUACAUUUAGACAACAGUGGGCCAAGGAGUCUCUGGACAAGGCAGGCGCACGCGCGCAAGCAGAUUAG